Messenger RNA from Melozone crissalis (California towhee), 1669 nucleotides. It is a transcript of the gene GPR17, whose product is annotated as G protein-coupled receptor 17. The record is from RefSeq and is a predicted model, not a curated record. Bases 126 to 1157 code for a protein of 343 amino acids. Gene Ontology annotation, cellular component: membrane. Gene Ontology annotation, biological process: phospholipase C-activating G protein-coupled receptor signaling pathway; positive regulation of Rho protein signal transduction. The transcript has 2 exons. Lineage: Eukaryota; Metazoa; Chordata; Aves; Passeriformes; Passerellidae. Gene Ontology annotation, molecular function: G protein-coupled receptor activity.
UGCUCUGCUGUUUGUAAUUUGCUGUCAUCAGAAGGAGUUGAGAUAUUUCCCAAAAGGAUCCUAUAAUCCACCCACAGGACGGCAUUGCAAAGAGGGCUUUUUCUUCUUCAGAACUGCGGGGAAAAAUGAACAGGCCUGCAGCUUCAAGCCUGCUCUUCAACUGCUCAAAUCAAUCAAAUUUCAGUUUGGAAACAUCAGAGCAAUGUGGCAAAGAGACACACCUUGAGAACGUGAUUUUUGCCACUUUCUACUUUCUGGACUUCAUCCUGGCUUUUGCUGGCAACGCCCUGGCUCUCUGGCUUUUCAUCCGGGACCAGAAGUCAGGCACGCCUGCCAACAUUUUCCUGAUGCACCUUGCUGUGGCUGACCUGUUCUUUGUGCUGGUACUCCCCACCCGGCUGGUGUACCAUUUUUCUGGUAACCAUUGGCCAUUUGGUGAGAUCCCAUGCAGACUCACAGGUUUCCUUUUCUACCUCAACAUGUAUGCCAGUAUCUAUUUCCUGAUGUGCAUCAGCGUUGACCGUUUCCUGGCCAUCGUGCACCCGGUGAAGUCCAUCAAGCUCCGCAGGCCCCGCUAUGCCCACGUGACGUGUGUAUUCCUGUGGGUCAUUGUUGGGGUGGCAAUGGCACCUCUGCUGCUCAGUGUGCAGACUGUCCAGAUGAAAAACACAACUGUGUGCCUGCAGCUCUACAGAGAAAAGGCCUCACGCCACGCCCUUGUGUCCUUAGCAGUGGCAUUCACCUUCCCCUUUGUGACUACUGUGACCUGCUACCUACUCAUCAUCCAGAGCCUGAAGAGUGGGAACCGAGUUGAGAAACACCUGAAGGAAAAAGCUGUCAAAAUGAUCAUCAUGGUCCUGAUGAUCUUCCUAAUUUGCUUUGUACCUUACCACGUCAAUCGCUUCAUUUAUAUUCUCCACUACAACGGGAGCAGAGCUUCCUGUGAAACGCAGCAUCUGCUGGCCCUCAGCAACCGCGUCACCUCCUGCCUCACCAGCCUCAACGGGGCCUUCGACCCCAUCAUGUAUUUUUUUGUGGCUGAGAAAUUCCGUGAGGCUUUGUGCAAUCUGUUCUGUAUUAAGAAGACCAUAAGGUUGCCUCAAACAUAUGAGGGUAAGACAAAUGAAAGCUCACUAAGUGCUAAAUCUGAACUGUGAACGUGACUCUUGUCAGUGUCAGUGCUUCAUCUUAAGAACACUCUUCCACCAAAAUCAGCUGAGAACACAAAUCUGCAGCAAGACAGUCCAACCAGAGUCAAACUCAUCCUGAAAAGAGAAGUUCUGUUGUUUUUAUGGGGCUGCCAUUAACAAGAACCCCUUGACCAUAGAGAACACGUGUGUUUGUGUUGCUGAAACUGCAAAAAGAAGGACAGUUCUACUGGUUUCCAAGAACUGAAACUGAGGGGUGAGCACUUAGGAAUAGGGAAGGGGGACAAUGAGGGAAAUGGACCCAUGGUUUUUUUUUUUCAAAGAACUGAAUUCCCAAAGCACUCAGUGCUUCCUCUGCACAAUGCAUACAGCCUUAUUUAAAAUUUCACAUUGUGCCAGCAGUAGAGAUCCACUCUUGAGACAGACCUGCCUGAUGAAAAAAUCUCCACAUUUGCACAUCUUGUUCAAGUUUCUCAAUUCAAAGUGUUUAUAUGUAAUAGAGAGAAAAUUGGUACUAAAUG